This is a messenger RNA of Entelurus aequoreus (snake pipefish), 7191 nucleotides long. RefSeq names its product piggyBac transposable element-derived protein 4-like. The coding region runs from base 70 to 2346 and encodes 758 amino acids. The record is from RefSeq and is a predicted model, not a curated record. Lineage: Eukaryota; Metazoa; Chordata; Actinopteri; Syngnathiformes; Syngnathidae. The transcript has 4 exons.
AAACUGCAUGUCGACCACGAAAACGACGACGCAGGACGAAAUAUAACCGAAUUAAAAAAAACAUUCAAAAUGUUAAGAGAGUUAGUGAGGGAGCGACUAAUGGCGGCGGCGGAUGAAAUAUUCUGGCUGUUUGAAAGAACGAUAGCGUCGUACGAGGAGGAACUUUCUCGAUCAAGAGAGGAGAAGGAGCGACAACGACAACAACUCGAAGCUGCUUACUUCCAGCAGCUAAUUGGUCGUCAAGAUGGAGUUACCCCUCUACCGCAGGCAAGGAGCUCGCCUUUGACGCAGGAGGAUACACAACUCCCCCACAUUAAAGAAGAAGAGGAGGAACUCUGUCUUCGAGGGCCAAAGUUGCUACUGACUGGUGUCUCCAUGGAGACUGAAAACCAUAAAGACGAGCUACCUCAGUCCUCACAGCUUCUUCACAGUCUAAGUAAGGAGCCUUCAUGCAGCAGUUCACCACAACACAUAAACACAGAAGCUGAUGGAGGCUACUGUGGAGGAUCACCAGCUGACAACCUCCUAGCUCCACUUUCAGAUACUGAGGUUAAAGAUGAGGAAGACAUUCAAGAACCUUUAAAUACAGACUGGGAAGGUGAUAUGAGGACUCAUACCAAUGACAAACACUCUGAAUGCUCUGAAAAAAAUACAGCAGCCAAGAAGAAAAACUUUUGCCAAGAAGCUCAUGACGCAGUUAUGGAGUCUUUGGAGGAUGACGAGAUCUUGCAUGAAGACUUUUCUUCUGAGAGCCAGGACAGCUCAGACGACUUUGGUCCUGAAAUUAAGGAUCCCUACAGCUCUGAGGAGGAGGAGGAAAAGGAGGAGAAAAAUGGCGACAUUAUUGACAGUCAAGAUGUUUGGAGGUCACGGAAUAGAGAAAUUUUGUGGUCGCCAUCUCAUGAGGUCGCGUUGCCUUUUUUGCCUCCUCCAAUUUGGAACUCUGGACCCACUAACUAUGCAGUGUCGGGAAUCCGGAGCCCUGAAACGGCAUUUGGACUUUUUUUCCCAGAGGACAUCAUGCAACAUCUCCUGCAGAUGACCAAUUUGCAGGGCCAAAGGUCCGUCACGGCUUGGCAAGACAUAAACAUGGUGGAGCUGCGGGCCUACCUGGGCCUCCUCAUUCUGUCCGGGAUUUUCAAGUCCCGGCAUGAAUCUACAAAAAGCAUGUGGGACGGCGAGACCGGACGAUCGGUUUUUGCUGCGACCAUGAGCAAAAAGCGUUUUGUCAGCAUCAACAGGGCGGUGAGUUUUGAUGACGAACUCUCCCGGCCAACCCGCCACAUAAGGGACAAUCUGGCCCCCAUCAGAGACGUCUGGACCAAAUGGAGCACCCUCCUUCCCCGCAUGUUCAACCCAUCCAGAGACGUCUGUGUUGAUGAGCAAUUUAUCCCAUUUAGGGGCCAUUGCUCUUUCAAAUUGCUCAUACCGCCAAAACCUGCCAAAUAUGGCCUGAAGAUCUGGACCCUGUGCGACGUUGAGACGUCCUACGCGUGGAACAUGCAAGUCCACACUGGAACUCCUGCUUCUGCAGCAGCCGGGGAGGUCAACCAGGGAAUGAGGGUCGUUCUGGAACUUUCCGAUGGCCUCGAGGGCCACACGAUAACAACAAAUAACUUUUUUACUUCCUUCCCCCUUGCUGCGGAGCUCCAAAAAAAGAAGAUGGCCCUAGUGGGGACAAUAAGAACUAAUAAGCAGGAGCUUCCCCCACAGCUGAUCAAAUUUGGAGGCAGAGAAGUUCUGUCUUCAAAGUUUGCCUUCACAGAAAAGAGGACUUUGGUCUCAUAUGUGGCAAAGAAGGGAAAAAAUGUCCUCCUUAUGAGCACAAAGCACCGGGAGCCAAAAGUCCAGGACACAGGAAAAAAGGAACCCGAGAUGAUCCUUGACUAUAAUUUGUGCAAGGGAGCUGUAAACCGCCUAAACCAGGCUUGUGCACCCUUCACUUGUAGAAGGAGGACACAUAGGUGGCCAAUAACACUUUUCUACCAUAUGGUAGAUGUGUCGUGCUACAAUGCGUAUGUCCUCUUCGCGGCAGUGCACCCAGAAUGGAACCGCGGGAAGUCGUUUAAAAGACGUCUUUUCCUGGAGGAAAUCGGGAAAUCACUAACCACCCCAGCAAUUCUACAAAGGAGUCGUCUCCCCAAAGCACUGGCUGCAGCAACCCUGGUUGAGCAAACACAGAUGCAGCAGCAGGAGGAGGAGCAGCAGCCACGGCGAGGGUCCUUAGGUAAACGAAAACAGUGUUCCAUGUGCACACGGAGGAAGAGAGUGGUUCUCCAGUGCACAAUUUGUGGGAAAGCAACAUGCAAAAACCACCUCAAAAUACUAUGUGACUCAUGCCAAUGAUAUUAAUGUAUAUUGCUGGUCUUGUCGUCCUCGUCCGAACCUGAGGGCGACUUGGUGGUGUGAAUGGAUCAAACAGAAUUCGUUGAACAAAGCUUUAUUUGGUCAAGCAAGCCUCGGACUGGAACUGCAGCUUCCAGGAGAAGAGUAUGGGCCUGAUGUUACUUUCUCUGCCUGUUUACCAGGACAAUGUAUCCUUAAAUACCUUUUUACAUGAAGACACUUCCUCUGUGUUGUGCUAGUCUUGGGACUGGCAAGUCUGGACUAGGGUUGUACGUAAUACCGGUACUAAUAAAGUACCGCGACACUAAUUAAUUGGAAAUCGGCACUAUACUGCCUUUGAAAAGUACCGGUACCGUUAUUUCAUCUGAGUGCCCACUGUGCGGCGGUGACUACAGAGCCGAGGCGCAUGAUGUUGAUUGUGUCAAAACGCACACACAAAGUGCAUACAAGCAAUAACAUCUUGGAGAGGAAGAAUGGCAAAAAAUGACAAUUCCACUGGUUAAUAAAGAGGGUGCGUGGAGCAAAAUAUGGAGGUAUUUGGACUUCAAAUCUAACGGUAAAGGUGACGCUUAAACAAGGAAGCACCGCGCUUCAAGUGCUGCUUUAAAGGCCUACUGAAAUGCAAUUUUCUUAUUUAAACGGGGAUAGCAGGUCCAUUCUAUGUGUCAUACUUGAUCAUUUUGCGAUAUUGCCAUAUUUUAGCUGAAAAGAUUUAGUAGAGAACAUCGACGAUAAAGUUUGCAACUUUUGGUCGCUAAUAAAAAAGCCUUGCCUGUACCGGAAGUAGCAGACGAUAUGCGCGUGACGUCACCGGUUGUGGAGCUCCUCACACCUGCACAUUGUUUACAAUCAUGACCACCAGCAGCGAGAGCGAUUCGGACCGAGAAAGCGACGAUUUCCCCAUUAAUUUGAGCGAGGAUGAAAGAUUUGUGGAUAAGGAAAGUGAGAGUGAAGGACUAGAGGGCAGUGGAAGCGAUUCAGAUAGGGAAGAUGCUGUGAGAGGUGGGUGUGACCUGAUAUUCAGCUGGGAAUGACUAAAACAGUAAAUAAACACAAGACAUAUAUAUAUACUCUAUUAGCCACAACACAACCAGGCUUAUAUUUAAUAUGCCACAAAUUAAUCCCGCAUAACAAACACCUCCCCCCUCCCGUCCAUAUAACCCGCCAAUACAAAUCAAACACCCGCACAACACACUCUAUCCCACAGCCCAAAGUACCGUUCACCUCCCCAAAGUUCAUACAGCACAUAUAUUUCCCCAAAGUUACGUACGUGACAUGCACAUAGCGGCACGCACGUACGGGCAAGCGAUCAAAUGUUUGGAAGCCGCAGCUGCGUACUGCGUUACACAUACAAAUUAAACAAAAUGCUUAUGGCAACAUUCUGGUUGCGUACUCACGGUACCGCGUCUGCGUAUCCAACUCAAAGUCCUCCUGGUAAGAGUCACUGUUGUCCCAGUUCUCCACAGGCCAAUGGUAAAGUUUGACUGUCAUCUUUCGGGAAUGUAAACAAUGAAACAUCGGCUACGUGUUUGUGUUGCUGCAGCCGCCCGAAAUACACCGCUUCCCACCUACAACUUUCUUCUUGAACAAAUUGCAAAAGAUUCACCAACACAGAUGUCCAUAAUACUGUGGAAUUUUGCGAUGAAAACAGACGACUUAAUAGCUGGCCACAAUGCUGUCCCAAAAUGUCCUCUACAAUCCGUAACGUCACGCGCAGGCGUCAUCAUAUCGAGACGUUUUCAGCAGGAUAUUUCGCACAAAAUUUAAAAUUGCACUUUAGUAAUCUAACCUGGCCGUAUUGGCAUGUGUUGCAAUGUUAAGAUUUCAUCAUUGAUAUAUAAACUAUCAGACUGCGUGGUCGGUAGUAGUGGGUUUCAGUAGGCCUUUAAAACACGCUUCGCCAAACGUGGCGAUUAGUUUUACCACCUUUGCUUCAAACCUAGGUAAACAUUGAAAUAAUAGGCAUUCAGAUCUGCGCAAGGAGUUAUAAAGAGUGACAGGUAAUAAUGUUGAUACUCCUGUCCUGCGGUUUGGCUUAGGUGCAGACCGUAGUAGAGGAGCACAGGGAUGUAACCCUUCCCUUUACAAUGGGUAUGCUAAGCUCUGUUUUCCGGUUAGAAUUUGAGGCCGCCGAUUUGUGACAUUCUGGUUGCUUUAUUAUUGGUUUUGCAGAACACAACCGGACCCGUUCAUUUUUUUUACUGCUCCGUGAAUGCGCUACCUCUCCCUCUCUUUACUCGUCCACUCACUCACUGACGUCACUCUGACAACAUGUUGCCAUUUUUUAAACACACAUACACUACAUUUAUAAGUUCACAGCUCCUCUGUUGUGCACAUGUAGAUACUAGACGUGCACACAGCUGCUUGGAUUGAUGCCAAAGAGUUAAUAUGAUUAAUGACUGACUUUGGUAACAAAUUGCUACCAUAAAACAACCAUAAAUUACAAAUAAUUUAAUAUUAUGUUAAUAAAGCUUCUUUAUUAUCUUCUAAUCUAAUUGUUGAUUAUGGAACAUUUUGAAUUGUUCUUUGAGUGCAAAAAAGAAAAACACAAUGUGUUUAAUGCCGUUUAAUUUGUAUUUUAACCUUCUAAAAUUGUUCUUUGAGUGCAAUAGGAAACACAUCUUUAUUGUUUUGUAAGAUUUUCUGUUAAAAUAAAGCCAAAAUGGACAUUUUUUUUGUAGUUGCUUUUAUUUGGAAAAGUAUCGCUAUACAUUUUGGUACCGUUAUCCAUACCAAAUUAUUGGUAUCGGGACAACCCUAGUCUGGACAAAGCCCAGUUGUUUGUAUAAAUGCCAAAAACAUAUGCAUUGUGACCUCUGACCCCUGAUCACUAAUCCUAUAGAUGGUGGCUCCUAUCAGAUGUUGCUUGUGUGCUUUUACCCCCAGGAUAAAAUACAAACCCCUCAUUCUUCUAAGAUUCAAGUCAUGUCGGGAUGAUGUGUGUUUGAUAUCUGGAACAGAAGCUAGGGAGUCUUUCAUCAAUGGAAUAACCUCCUCCAGAUGCCUGGGACCUUGUUUACAUUAAAUCAAGCCAAAACUAAUAGAACAUUUACAUGCUAGAAUAUACAGACACUUCAAUCUUAAUCAGAAUCAUCUUUAUUGGCCAAGUAUGUUUAACACACAAAGAAUUUCACUUUGAAGACUGUGCUCUCUUUGUUCAAUGUAAGAAAUAAAGAAAAAUGCAUGAACUACGAGAGAGAGCGCAGUACCAUGGCGGGCAUCUGUGGCACCAUCUUGGUAUGAAAAGAAGAAGGAAACAAUAAAGAACCCAAAGGACAUAAGAGACACUAAAGAGCACAGAACUGAUGCUACCUCAGCGGUGUCAUUUCUACAUACACCCACAAAGUCAAACGCAAUGAAAAACCAUAAAUGACAAAAACCAAAACAUUUGCAAAAAAAGUAUAAAUUGUACAUAUUGCGCACAUGCGAUUGCACCAUGCAUAGACAUCUUGUUCUGUUCUGUUUGUGGUCUGUUUCUUUGUUGAGCUGUUUGCAAUUUGAAACAUUGUGUUCAAUUUGAAGUGUUAAGUGUUAAUAAAUUGUUAUGUCAAAAUCUGUAUUUUUAUUAAUUUUUUACCUAUGAAAGGUUGUUACCCUUAUCUGGAAUAUUCCACUUUGCAACUCCUUUUUAGAAAUAUUGCACAUUUUGCAUUUUUCAAUUUGAAAAAUUAUUAUAUUUUUUUUUUUAAUGCAAAAAAGUCAUCAAGAUAAAAACACAAUUUAUAACUUCAUAUCGACGGACAGAUCUGAAGUUGUUGAACGAUUAUAAGCCUUAAAAGGAAACAAUAUUAAUAUCGUUCAUAAACAAUGAAUGCAACAGAUGUGUUGUACAUAGAGGUUAUAACUAAUGCUAAUAUCCAACUCUUUUCUAUCGCUGGACUUUAAAAAAAAUAACAUAUACACGAGACACAUCAAGGAUCGGCCCAAACAUACUUUAAGCUGUCUGAAACUUUUACAUUCACUAGGAAAUAUUCAGAAAUAUAGAUUGAUGUCAAGUAAACCAAAUAUUUUUUGUUUUAUUGUGAAAUUUUAAAAAAUGUGUGUGUGUAUGUAUACAGUCGUGGUCAAAAGUUUACAUGCACUUGUAAAGAACAUAAUGUCAUGGCUGUCUUGAGUUUCCAAUCAUUUCUACAACUCUUAUUUUUUUGUGAUAGUGAUUGGAGCACAUACUUAUUUGUCACAAAAAACAUUCAUGAAGUUUGGCUCUUUUAUGAAUUUAUUACGGGUCUACUGAAAAUGUGACUAAAUCUGCUGGGUCAAAAGUAUACAUACAGCAAUGUUAAUAUUUGGUUACAUGUCCCUUGGCAAGUUUCACUGCAAUAAGGCGCUUUUGGUAGCCAUCCACAAGCUUCUGGAAAGCUUCUGGUUUAAUUUUUAACCACUCGUCUUGACAAAAUUGGUGCAGUUCAGCUAAAUUUUUUUGGUUUUCUGACAUGGACUUGUUUCUUCAGCAUUGUCCACACGUUUAAGUCAGGACUUUGGGAAGGCCAUUCUAAAACCUUCAUUCUAGCCUGAUUUAGCCAUUCCUUUACCACUUUUGACGUGUGUUUGGGGGUCAUUGUCCUGUUGGAACACCAACUGCGGCCAAGACCCAACCUCCGGGCUGAUGAUUUUAGUUUGUCCUGAAGCAUUUGUAGGUAAUCUUCUUUUUUCAUUGUCCCAUUUACUCUCUGUAAAGCACCAGUUCAAUUGGCAGCAAACCAGGCCCAGAGCAAAAUACUACCACCACCACGCUUGACAGUAGGUUUGGUGUUCCUGGGAUUAUGGGAUUAAAGGCCUCACCUUUUCUCCUCCAAACAUAUUGCUGGGUAUUGUGGCCAAACAGCUCAAUUGUUGUUUCAUAUA